Molecule: messenger RNA, 960 nt
Organism: Lycium ferocissimum
Lineage: Eukaryota; Viridiplantae; Streptophyta; Magnoliopsida; Solanales; Solanaceae
Exons: 5
Coding region: 1-960 (319 amino acids)
Source: RefSeq, a predicted model, not a curated record
AUGCCGCUGAAUGAAAAUAAGGAUUUGUCUGGUGAUUUUGUGGUUAGAUCAACCAUGGGCAAGGGCUUUGACACUUUCAGGGGCAUUCUCGGCGAGGAUUUGCCUGAAGAUACUAGUGCUCGAUUUCAAAUGACAAUGGUUUCUGAGCUUUUGAAGCGUAAGAUUAUUUGUGAUAGAAAGGAUGAGAUUUGGAUCAAUUACUGUGGCAUGCCGGCGGACAAGAAAGCGAAGGGUUCCAAAGCUAAGAAUAAUGUCUCUUUGGUAAACUUAGUGGGAAGGAGCUACACUCAAAAGAAAUUAUUGCAAGACUUGGAGUCCAAAACUUUCUCAAAAAAGCACAAGGAGGCACUGUGCUUAGUUUGGUUUGUGCAUAGUGUUCUUUGGGCAAGAGACGUAAACUACAACAUACCGCUUGGAUUGAUUAAACUCGUUGAGGACUAUGAUGCCUUCAACAACUAUGCCUGGGGUUUUCAAAGCUUUAACUUGACUAUUGAAUAUUUGAUGAAGGAUUUGAAGCCAACGGGGAAGACACAAAACCUAUAUGGCUUCCCUUGGGCUUUCAUGGCUUGGGCAUUUGAAGCCAUUCCUCACCUCAGGCAUCAAGUCAAGGAAUACUCCAAAGAAGUUACCUAUCCAAGAAUUGUUAGAUGGCUCACUGCCAGGAACAACACAAAAUUGAGUGUUGACCUUUUCAACCCCCCUAAGGAAGCUGUAAGCAUUAGAACACAACAGAUGACUAGGUGUUGCAACAACUUUUAUAAUCUGCUACAACAACACAUUUAUCUGUUGCAACAAGUUAUGCAUCUGUUGGACAAUGUCCAACAGAUAAUUAACUGUUGUGAACCCAUGGCUUGUUCCAACAAUAAGAGAGUUGGAGAUGCCAUGCCUUGUCACCUUUGUGCCCAUAGAAUCGUGCUGACAGUGAUUAAUGGGUUCAAAGCGGGGAAUUGGCUGGAGUGA